AUUUUUCUAUUGUUUUUUUUUUUUUUUUAAUUCGAAAAAAUUAAUCAAAUUUAUUUAUUUGUAUUUCGAAUGAUUUUCAUAGAAAUUAUUGAGUUAAAAAUUUUUCUAUUAGAAAUUCGAAACAAUUCGAAAUUAAAAAAUUAGAAAUUUUUUUUUUUUUGCAAUGCCAUCUGUUAACCGGUUGUCAAAUAAUUGUUUGUCAAAAAUAAUUAAUUAAUUAGAGCAUUGUUAAUUAAAAUUUUAUAUAUAAAAAAAAAUUAAUAAUAAUUGUAUUUUGUUAUAGUUUUAUUUUAAUAUUUUUGGAAUUUAAAGCUUAUUUUAAUUUUUAGUAAUAGUACAAGUGGCUGCAAGGUUAUGACUGUGCAGUUUAAUUACAAUAGAAAACAAUAGAAAAAGAACACUUGUUUAAAUAUUGUCAAACAUCAAGUAGUAAUAAUGUUGUAACGUGGAUAUAUUUUUUUAUUUCCAAGUAUAAAAACUGAUUGUGACACUUGGCAAUACAAUUAUUUAUAAACGAUUCAACUGGUUUUUUUGAGCAAUAAAUACUGGAGAAUGGAUUGAUUUUAAUCAUUUGUUCUUCAUCAUUUGACGAGGCAGUAUCUCUUCUUGCUGAAGAAAAAAUAUAAUCACUAAAUAAAUAUUUUUAAACAAAUUAUUUCAUCUUAAACUGACAAAUCUUUCAACCAACAUCAAAUUAUUAUCAGACGAUUUUAUACAUCAUAAAUAACAAUGACAAUUAAAAAAAUAUGUUGUAUUGGUGCUGGCUACGUUGGUGGUCCAACAUGCAGUGUGAUUGCUCUUAAAUGUCCAGAAAUUAUUGUUACAGUUGUUGAUAAAUGUAAAGAAAGAAUUGCUCAAUGGAAUUCAGAUCGUUUACCAAUUUAUGAACCAGGUCUAGAUGAUGUUGUUGAAAAAUGUCGUGGUAAAAAUUUAUUUUUUUCAACUGAUAUUGAAAGAGCAAUUGAAGAAGCUGAUUUAAUAUUUAUAUCAGUUAAUACACCAACAAAAACAUUUGGUCAUGGUAAUGGUAAAGCUGCUGAUUUAAAAUAUGUUGAAAGUGCUGCAAGAAUGAUUGCACAAAUAGCAACAUCUAAUAAAAUUGUUGUUGAAAAAAGUACAGUACCAGUUAGAGCUGCUGAAAGUAUCAUGAAUAUAUUAAAUGCUAAUCAUAAACCAGGUGUUGAAUAUCAGAUAUUAUCAAAUCCUGAAUUUUUAGCUGAAGGUACAGCAAUCAAUGAUUUAAUAAAUGCUGAUAGAGUAUUAAUUGGUGGUGCAAAUACACCAGGUGGUCAAUCAGCAAUUGAAGAAUUAUGCCAAGUCUAUGAACAUUGGAUACCACGUAAAAAUAUACUUACAACAAAUACAUGGAGUUCUGAGCUAUCGAAAUUGGCUGCAAAUGCAUUUUUAGCACAAAAAAUAUCAAGUAUAAAUGCAUUGUCAGCAAUUUGUGAAGCAACUGGUGCUGACAUAUCAGAAGUUGCUGUUGCUGUUGGUAUGGACAAAAGAAUUGGCAAAGAAUUUUUGCAAGCAUCUGUUGGUUUUGGUGGUUCAUGUUUUAAAAAAGAUAUAUUAAAUCUUGUUUAUAUAUCUGAGUGUUUAAAUUUACCUGCAGUUGCUGCAUACUGGCAACAAGUUAUUGACAUGAAUGAAUAUCAAAAAACAAGAUUUUCAGCUGGUGUUAUUGAAUCUCUGUUCAAUACUGUAACUGAUAAAAAAAUUACAAUAUUAGGUUUUGCAUUUAAAAAAAAUACUGGUGAUACUAGAGAGUCACCAGCAAUUCAUGUUGCUAAAACACUUCUUGAUGAAGGUGCUAUUUUACACAUAUAUGAUCCAAAGGUUGAAGAAAGCCAGAUCAUUGAAGAUUUGUCAAUGGAUCAUGUGCCAGACUUGAAACAUAAAGUUAAAAUAUAUCCUGAUGCAUAUAGUGCUACAAAAAAUACACAUGCUAUCGUUCUUUGUACUGAAUGGGAUGAGUUCAUGCAACUGGAUUACGAACGUAUUUAUUCAGAAAUGACAAAACCAGCUUACAUAUUUGAUGGAAGAAAAAUAUUGCAACAUGAUCGUUUGCAAAAAAUUGGCUUUAUUGUACAAACAAUUGGAAAAAAAUUAACAAGAUCAGCAAUUUCAAGAUCUUGGGGUAGCCAAUCACAAAUAUAAUUAUUAAUUAAAUAUAAACAAUUCAAUAAAACACAUUCCGAUGAAUAAAAAGAAAAGAAAAAAAUCACAUUAAAAAAGAAAUAUCUCCACUUAAGUAUAUUUUAACAAUAAAAAAUUUAAAUUUACAAAAAUAAAAAUAAAUAAUAUUAAUAAUGCAAUAAUUAAUAAUAAUCAACAAUAAAUUUGCUUACAGUAUUUUUUUAAUAUUUUAAAUAUUAACAAACAAAAUGUAUUUUAGAAUUUUUAAUUAAAAUAAUAAUUUUUUAAAAUUGUAAAUAAAAUAAAAUUGCAAUAAAUAAAUAAAUUUUAAAUUUAUUAUCAAAAUAAAAAAUUUAAAUUAUUA
This is a messenger RNA of Aphidius gifuensis, 2500 nucleotides long. RefSeq names its product UDP-glucose 6-dehydrogenase (gene sgl). The transcript has 6 exons. Bases 730 to 2157 code for a protein of 475 amino acids. Gene Ontology annotation, molecular function: NAD binding; UDP-glucose 6-dehydrogenase activity. Gene Ontology annotation, biological process: glycosaminoglycan biosynthetic process. The record is from RefSeq and is a predicted model, not a curated record. Lineage: Eukaryota; Metazoa; Arthropoda; Insecta; Hymenoptera; Braconidae. Gene Ontology annotation, cellular component: nucleus; cytosol.